Molecule: messenger RNA, 795 nt
Organism: Dacryopinax primogenitus
Lineage: Eukaryota; Fungi; Basidiomycota; Dacrymycetes; Dacrymycetales; Dacrymycetaceae
Exons: 2
Coding region: 23-469 (148 amino acids)
Source: RefSeq, a predicted model, not a curated record
AUUAAUUGCGCUGCGCAGAUUAAUGGACAUUCCCGUGCCGGCUGUGUACGGGUUCCAUCCAGGGAACGAUAAUCCUGUGGGGACACCAUGGACACUGUUGCAACUUAUACCGGGACAGCCGCUCUCUGGUAUCUGGCCCUCUUUAUCGCCCCAAGCGAAGUUGCGUGUUGUCGAACAAGUCGCCACCUGGAUACUCAAGGUGUUCGCCGUUGAAUUUGCCCAAAUAGGCAGUCUGCACUUCACCAGCCCUCAGGAGGGAAAGCGUAACCUGUGCGAAAGCUAUCCCGACCUGUACGUCGGCAGCAUGAUAACACUGAGAGGCUUGCACCAGGGGUACAUCAGAGGUCCACCGCGGGCCAGGGAUCCCGCGUCUACCGCGGCAGAGUGGUACAAGCAAGUCCUCAACGGUUCCAUGGAGUACGAGCGCGACCCACCACAGCCGAAGCCUGGGCCUCAUGUUCCGCCCUAAUACAUUAGCAAGUUAAUGGCUAUCAUCGACGGCCCGGAAGAAAAUAGCGGUCUGUUCAAGGAGAGCAAGAACGUGUUGUGGGACGAGGACAUGUGGAGCAUGCACAACAUUUUGGGGGUCUAUACCGAGGGCAAUAUUCAUCUAAGCGGGUUGGUGGACGUUGAAUGCGGACAGGUCGUGCCGCAGAUCGUCGCGGCAGGCCCACGCUUCGACGGCUGGGAUGACGAGGGGAAGCAGCUGCUGUUCGAGCAGCUCUACAAGGACAACAAGUGGAGAAGAUUACACGAAGAGGGCAAACGCGGGCGAGCACUGCUGGACCUGCUGCU